Nestor notabilis (Kea) is the source of this 968-nucleotide messenger RNA. Its product is annotated as probable acyl-CoA dehydrogenase 6. Gene Ontology annotation, biological process: fatty acid beta-oxidation using acyl-CoA dehydrogenase. Gene Ontology annotation, molecular function: acyl-CoA dehydrogenase activity; flavin adenine dinucleotide binding. The record is from RefSeq and is a predicted model, not a curated record. NCBI's taxonomy places the organism in Eukaryota, Metazoa, Chordata, Aves, Psittaciformes, Psittacidae.
AAUAUGGCAGCAUGGACUUGAACUUCUCCUAUAGCAUUGCAGUGGCAGGAGAGCUGGGACACCAUUGUGGAGGUAUUCAUAUGGCUAUUGGAGCGCAAGCUGGCAUGGCUACUCCUGCUCUUACAAGGUUUCGUUCUGAUGAGUUGAAAAAAAGGUUCCUCAUACCAACUAUAGCUGGAGAUUUUGUAGUUUGCAUGGGAAUUGGUGAAACUGGAGCUGGGUCAGAUGUCACAAACAUCAAGACAACAGCUGUGAGAAAAGACGAUGAAUACAUCAUAAAUGGUGGUAAGAUGUGGACUACGUCUGGAUGCCAAGUGGACUGGAUGUGCCUGCUGGCAAACACCAGUGAAGGACCUCCCCAUCGAAAUAAAUAUCUCAUAUGUCUGCCAAUGAAUCUACCUGGUAUUCAUGUUGCUAAAAAGAUAGGCAAACUGGGCAUGAAGUCAUCAGACACAGCUCAGAUCUUUUUUGAAGAUGUAAGGGUCCCCAGCAAGAACCUCAUCAGUGAGGAAGGAAAAGGUUUUACAUAUCAGAUGUUGCAAUCAGAAGAGCGGCUGUGGGGAGUAGCCACUGUCCUGACACCACUGGCAGCUAUAAUACAAGAAAUCAUUGACUACACUUGCCAGCGGCAAGUGUUUGACCGGCCUGUGCUGAACAACCAAGCCGUGCACUUCUGCCUGGCUGAGAUGGCAACCGAAGUGGAGCUCCUGCACUCGCUGCUGUACUUUCUCUAUGUGGAAGGCAAUGAUGUGACAAAAGUUGUUUCCAUGGCUAAGCUAAAGGCAGGUCAUCUGGCCUGUGAAGUGACUGAUAGCUGUCUCCAGUUUUGGGGAGGAAUGGGAUUCACCAGUGAGGUCAUGGUUUGUAAUUUCUACAGAGACUUGAGUUUCAUGUCAAUAGGAGGUGGUACAGAUGAAAUAACGCUUUCUAUCAUUUGCAGAUACAUGGAAAUACUUCCAACCAAGUGA